This is a messenger RNA of Hemiscyllium ocellatum (epaulette shark), 2531 nucleotides long. It is a transcript of the gene birc5a, whose product is annotated as baculoviral IAP repeat containing 5a. The transcript has 4 exons. Bases 342 to 770 code for a protein of 142 amino acids. NCBI's taxonomy places the organism in Eukaryota, Metazoa, Chordata, Chondrichthyes, Orectolobiformes, Hemiscylliidae. The record is from RefSeq and is a predicted model, not a curated record.
CGGUUGCAGCGCGCGACCGCGAUUUUUGACCGUCCCUGGUAGAGCUCCCUCCUCCCCCCACCGUCUUGGUCCCCAGCGGGUGCUGUUACAGAAAGACUUUCCACCCCUCCCCCCCUCCAUCGGGAACCGUCGCCGAGAGACCAUCCCUCACUUCCCGCAUCGGGAACCGUCAUUGACAAUUCCCACCUCCGCCUCCAAAGGGAACCGUGACCGAGAGAUUCCUCGUCCCGUACUGGGAACCGUUAUCUAGAGAUACCACCCCUCAUCCCCAUCUCAAUCCCCCUCAUCGGGAACCGUCACCGAGAUAUCCUUUUUUUCCUCCCUCACCGGAAGCCUUCACGAUGGAGGUUUUCCUGCAAGAGCAUCGAAAAUACUACUACUACCAGGAGCGCCUGGACACCUUUAAGAACUGGCCCUUCACCAAUGAUUGUGUGUGUACUCCGGAGAAUAUGGCAGCAGCAGGUUUUAUUCACACCCCAAGUGAGAAUUGUCCUGAUGUUGCUCAGUGCUUCUUUUGCUACAAGGAGUUGGAAGGAUGGGAACCUCAAGAUGAACCAUUAGUUGAACAUCAAAGCCAUUCUUCAAAGUGUGCUUUCAUCCUGCUGAAGAAGAAAUUCGAAGAUUUAACAACAGAAGAGUUUCUCAAAUUGGACAAGGAAAGAGUAAAGAAUAUCAUGAAGAAACAAGUCUCUGAAAGAAUUCAGUCGUUCGAGCAAGAGGCAAAAGUUACAAGAAGCACAAUAGAAGACUUUGUUGCUAAAGAUUGCUAGUGAUGCAAGAUUUUUUUUAAAAAGUCUUUUCCUAGAGAGAAAUCUGAUCAACUUAUUUGAGCUUUUGAAAGAAUCCUCAAAUUGAGGAUUAUGGCUAUGUAUUGUACAGCAUACUUUUAGAAUUGUCUGUUAUCAUCUAAAAUGUUCCUUGUCCCAUCCCUUCCAGGUAAAAUGUCUAGACAAAGUGAUUUCUUGUUACUUUAGUCAAAACUAUUUAAGUCUUGAUUUUCUUUUCCUAUUCUGGUUAAGGUAAUGUGUCAUUGUAUUAUUAUCGAAGUCAGGUCAUUGCUAUCAGCAGAAAUGUUAAGAGGCUUAGGGCAGAAUUGUUCCAGAGGGAUGGGAUCCAUUUUUGGAGUCAUAGCUAUUUCACUUUACCACAUCUAUCUUCAAUCUACGUUUAUAUCACUGCUGACACUAUCACACUUAUCUAGGGCUAUUGAUCAAAGUCAUUUAAGGAUUUAUUGCCUUGUAAGAUAUAGUAGACUUGUAUUCAUAAUGUGGAUGACUUGACUGUUUUGGUUCUUAAUGCAUUAAUGGUCUAAGCUUUGUAAACCUACUGUAUUUAUAUUGUGGAUCUACUGCUGAAUUGUCAACUAAAUCAACUAUUCUCAGCAUUCUUGACAAGGAGUAUAGAUGGAUGAGUAAAGAGCAGUGUGUUGCAGGCCUGUACUGUGACUGACAAGAGAAUGAUUUAAAUAUUUGCGGCUGUAAUUGAUAACUCAAUCUUAUUAUGUGGCUGGUUAGCUGAGUUGGUUAGAGUUUUGUGCUAAUAAUGUCAAGGCUGCAGGUUUGAUCACCGUAUGGGCCUGCAAAAAGUUUGUAGUGGUAGAGUCCCUACAUUUGCAGGCCCAGGUUCAAGUCCCACCUUCUCCAGAGGUGUGUGCUAACAUCUCUGAACCAAUUAGAGCACAUACCUAUUUGCCCCUACUUUCAGCCAGACAGUCUUAGCUGUAUGUCUGAUUCAGGAAUUAAUUGACAUGCAUGUUUUUUUAUCUUCCAGAAACUGUGAUUUGGUAACUCACUGUACUAUCCUAAAUUAUGGCACAAUUAUUCUUGUCAAAAUCACACUAUCCAUCUGUUUUUAUAUGUGAAGUUUUAAUCUCUAAAUAACAGUGGGCUAAGUGCUGAGAUUGUAAAGAAGACACUGAUUCAAAUAAUUUUGAAAUUAAAUAAAACAAAUGAAAACUCACUUUUUGUUGGGUAAGAGUCAACACAUAUGGAGCAAGAUGGGUACAUGGAGUGAGGAUCCUGAUCAGCAAUAUCCUAACUAAAAGUUGGAACAGGCUUGAACAGCUGGAUAGUGUACUAUUCCUUAAUAUUCUCUGUCAGGUAUUCUUUUACGUUAUUUCACUUGGAUUAUUGAGGUAGUCCUUGGGUUGCGAAUGGGUUUGUUCUUGUGUAAUUGUAUCUUUAUAAGCAAAUCUGAACACCAUAGAGUAAAAUAGCUGGUUGUAAGUAUGAGGGAAUUUGUAUGUUGGAUCUUUAAAAAUUAACACACUUCUGUAUGGGAUCUUGUUCAUAAGUACAUGCAUUUGUAAAUUGGAGACUGCCUGGAGAAUUCUGAUAAUUGCAUUAUGACAAGUGGAGGGAUUUUAUCAUGUAACUUUACCAAGAAAAUUUUAAUGUGUUGCUUUGACAAAGAUGUGACUGAUACAUUUAUGAAGAUAUGGUUUAGAAGCAGGAGUGGACAAUUUAGCUGAUUGUAUGACUGUUGGCUGUAAUCUGUACUCUGAACAAAAAAGUCAAAUUGCCCUAUAAUAA